Messenger RNA from Pogona vitticeps (central bearded dragon), 1793 nucleotides. RefSeq names its product mercaptopyruvate sulfurtransferase (gene MPST). NCBI's taxonomy places the organism in Eukaryota, Metazoa, Chordata, Lepidosauria, Squamata, Agamidae. Gene Ontology annotation, cellular component: mitochondrion. The record is from RefSeq and is a predicted model, not a curated record. Gene Ontology annotation, molecular function: thiosulfate-cyanide sulfurtransferase activity.
GAGGCGGGCUCCACAUUCAGAGUGGCCAUUUUGUGCUACUUCUUCACGCUCACGAGCGCGCGCGCACACACACCCUUUCCGUGACACGGUUUGGUUUGCCCCGGCAGCUCUUGGCUUCCACUGGAUAGCGAAGGGGGAUGUGGCUCUUAUCUCCACCCAGGAGGGAAGGGGAGGUUCAUGGAAAGGGGGGAAGCCCGCCUUGGCGCAGCGGCGUGAGAUCCUCCGAGCAAGUGUGGACGGCGGCACACGCGGGGCAAUCGGAAGGGCGCAGAGUGUGGUAAAUCCAGUGAGGUGCGAGAUAACACCUGAAGGCAAACAGAGGAUAGGCACAAUGUCCCAGCAACUUCUCUACCGGGCUCUGGUCUCGGCAAAAUGGGUUUCUGAAGCCAUCAGGUCUUCUCAGACAGGGUUGACUGUGCGGCUCCUGGAUGCCUCUUGGUACUUGCCAAAAAUGAAGCGCGACCCCCGGCGAGAGUUUGAAGAGCGCCACAUCCCUGGUGCUGCUUUCUUUGACAUAGACCAGUGCAGUGACCGCACCUCGCCUUAUGAUCACAUGCUCCCCAGCGCAGGGGAUUUUUCUGAGUAUGUGGGCAAGCUGGGAGUGAGCAAUGACUCCCAUGUCGUGGUGUACGAUGCAAGCGAUCAGGGCCUUUUCUCAGCCCCUCGCGUCUGGUGGAUGUUUCGAGUGUUUGGGCAUGAAGCUGUUUCUCUCCUGGAUGGUGGACUGAAGAAUUGGAUCAGGGAGGGGUGCCCGGUCAGCUCUGGAAAGAGCCACCCUGUCCCUGCAGAAUUCCAUGCUACGCUGGACAGAUCCAUGGUGAAGACCCAUAUGGACGUUAAGGAGAACAUGGAGUCACACCAGUUCCAGGUUGUGGACGCACGGUCAGCGGGUCGGUUCAUGGGAAUUGAGGCAGAGCCCAGGGAAGGAAUUGAACCUGGUCACAUUCCUGGUUCGGUGAAUAUUCCUUUCACUGACUUUCUUACUGAAAUGGGCAUGGAGAAGAGUCCCGAGGACAUCCGCCGCAUGUUUCAAGAGAAGAAGGUGGAUCUUUCCAAGCCCGUUGUGGCCACUUGUGGUUCAGGGGUUACUGCUUGCCACGUGGCACUGGGGGCAUACCUGUGUGGCAAGCCUGAUGUGGCCAUUUAUGACGGAGCCUGGGUGGAGUGGUUCAUGCGGGCACGGCCAGAACACAUCAUCUCAGAGGGCAGAGGGAAGACCUUGUGAGAUGCAGCCUCUUGCCACAAUGGAAACAGAAAUGUUCCCUUAAAACUGGGAACAGAACAGUACUUCAAAAACCUUAAGAUGGCCUUGCUGUUGUGCACAGGAUUUUGGUAAUGAAUGGGGGGUGGAGGUGGGGGUGGGAGGUGCUGCAGUCGUUCUGUUAGCCUUCCCUGGGCAUGGACAAUUCAUUUUUUUUUCACAGCACUUUUUUUAGAGUGGUGGAAAGUACUGAUUAUGGGAUAGUGGAAUAACAAAGGUUUCAGGCUGCAUGUGGGAACUCUGGUGCUCCAGCCUUACUGGGCAUGCCAUAGGAAAUCACGUUGCUGUGGGGAUUAAAUCUUGCAUUCUGCCCACGGUAAAUUGUGCCAUUUUUCUAGAGCUUGGAAAAGUAACUGUUUGGGCUACAGAUUCCAGUAUUCUGCAGCCAGCACAGCUUCUUCUCUUUUUUUAAAGACAUUUCCAAGCUCUUUUUUCUAUGCCAACUGAAAUCCCAAUUUCUAAACAUUAUUUUUUAAAAAUCAAGUGUUACAUUGCAAAUACAUUGUUUUAAAAUUAAAAGCACCUUGAGGCA